GCGCAUUGUUGUCCUUUAGUGAUUGGUUGCUGGACCCGAAGCAGCUGUGCAGAGCCGGGCGGUGUAAAGAACCUGAAUGCAGGUUAGCGGGCGGCUGGUGACUCACACGGGGGAUCGAGGGCGAGAGAGGAAGAGCCGGAGGCCGCCACCUCUGCGUCUCCCAGGCGGCGUGGACCAGGUGCCCCGGCGUUUGCGGCUGUCGCAGGGGCUCCCGGUGGCGCCCCCUCCUCCGGCUCUUGCCCGCCUCGGGGUUGGCGCAGGUGGGGCAGGCAGGGCACCGCAGACCUCCCGGUUCCCACCGAGGGGGUUCUCGCUCUCUCCGCGAGGGGGAGGGAGCAUCCUAAAAAUAUGUAAAUAUCCAAGCGCUGACUCCAGGCCGGGGCACCGGCCCGCGGCCCCCGCGCCGCCGCAGACUGUUUUACAUGAAAAAGAGAAGCCUGCCGCGAUCGGUGCUCUAACUUAAGGCAGCUCGGUGAUUAGCAUGAGACUAGGCGGCUGCCCUGCUUCCUGCCCUUCAAGAGCCGUUCUGCGCGCUCGCGACCGAGCGGCGGUGCCACCGUGCGGGUGUGGAUCGGCAGGCACGGCCUCGUUGGCAGCCAUGGCUCCCGACGCCCCCUCGGCCAGUAAGUAGGAGCAUGCAUGUGUAGGGGGGCACAUGCGUGUCGGCGCGCGAGCGCGCGCGCGCGCGCACACACACACACACACACACACACACACACGCACGCACGCACACCACCCUGAGCCUCGCAAGGAGGAAGAUUGACGAGGCGCUGCAGUUGCGAGGACGACUCGGGCUCUUCCUGGACUCCGCAGGAGCCCGCCUGCCGCAGCUGCUGUCUGCAGAGCCGGCUCGGCUCCCCGUGCACACGCGCCCCCCAUCCGAGCCUCUGUAAUGAAGACUGCCUCCCGAGGACUGCAGGGGAGGCAGAGCCAGCCUGCGCCCGGGACUGCGGGCCGCGCGGCCGAAAGGCCCUGGGGGACACGACCUGGACCCUGUCAGCCCCACGCCUCGCUCUGAGCCGCCGGGUGCCGAGGGCCUGCCGCCGCCCCUCCGGCUUCCCGGGCGCCCGAUCCCGGGUCAGCCCCGGAGGCCUCGGCUUCCUCAUUUGUUUGGGUCUUUUGUGCCGUGGCUCACAGUUGGCUAAGCACUCCUGCGCUGAAUCGGGCCAUUGUCUGCGCUCCCAUUGCUUUCACGCUGCAAGUCUCGGCGCCCCCACCCCGCCCGCCCCCUCCCCGCCUCCUCCUGGCCGGGGAGCCUCCUAACGUGCCUUUCCCCCCAGGAAUCUGGAAGCUAUAAGCCGGGCGGAUUGCAAAUGAAGUGUAAUGCAUUGUGGGACGUGUGUAAAAUCGGAGCCUUCGCCGUGGGGGUGUGUGGGGGCGUGGGGAGGGCCGGACCCGCCGCUGGCGGUGUAGACACCGACGAGGAGGGGCUGGGAAAAUGUGCGCAGAGUCCGCCCGGGUCGUGCCCGGCGUAGACGGAUGAAGCAGCGCGCUGCGCCCCGGCGCUGAGGCCCCCGGGAUCGGGGCGGCAGGUCGCGCGCUCCCCACCAUGAAGAAGACCCGGAGCACAACCUUGCGGCGAGCCUGGCCUAGCUCGGAUUUCUCGGACCGGGCCUCGGACCGCAUGAGGUCCCGCAGCGAGAAGGACUACCGCCUGCACAAGCGCUUCCCCGCGGCCUUCGCGCCCCAGGCUUCGCGGGGCUACAUGACAUCAGGUGAUGUGUCACCAAUCAGCAUGUCUCCCAUCAGUCAAUCUCAGUUUAUCCCCCUCGGGGAGAUCCUUUGCUUGGCCAUCUCAGCAAUGAACUCCGCCAGGAAACCUGUCACCCAAGAGGCGCUGAUGGAGCACCUGACCACGUGUUUCCCAGGUGUUCCCACCCCAAGUCAAGAAAUUCUACGGCACACGUUGAACACGCUGGUGCGGGAGCGGAAGAUCUACCCAACUCCAGAUGGCUAUUUCAUCGUGACCCCACAGACUUAUUUCAUUACUCCCUCUCUCAUAAGAACUAACAGUAAAUGGUACCAUUUGGAUGAGAGGAUACCUGACAGGUCUCAGUGUACCUCUCCACAACCGGGAACCAUAACGCCCUCUGCCUCAGGCUGCGUCAGGGAAAGAACGUUACCCAGAAACCACUGCGACUCUUGCCACUGCUGCAGAGAAGACAUGCACAGCAUGCUUGCUUCCACUCUGCAGAGGAAACCCGCCAAGGACUGCAAAGACCCCUACUGCCCUCCGUCACUAUGCCAGGUGCCACCCACUGAAAAGAGCAAAAGUACUGUAAACUUUUCUUAUAAGACAGAAACUCUCUCAAAACCUAAAGAUGGUGAAAAGCAGUCCAAAAAAUUCGGGCUCAAAUUAUUCCGGCUGAGUUUUAAAAAAGAUAAGACCAAACAACUAGCCAAUUUCUCAGCCCAGUUUCCUCCCGAGGAGUGGCCCCUGCGAGACGAAGACACACCAACUACUAUCCCCAGGGAAGUGGAAAUGGAAAUCAUUAGGCGCAUUAACCCGGACUUGACCGUGGAAAAUGUCAUGAGGCACACUGCACUAAUGAAGAAACUAGAAGAAGAAAAAGCGCAUAGGAGUAAAGCUGGGUCCUCUGCCCAUCACAGUGGAAGAAGUAAAAAGAGUAGGACUCAUCGCAAGUCCCAUGGAAAAUCUCGGUCACACAGCAAGACACGAGUGUCUAAAGGAGACCCUUCGGAUGGUUCUCAUCUGGAUCUCCCAGGUGACAGAGAGUAUGACUUUUGUGAUCCUCUUACCAGGGCACCCAGGGAGGGCUGCUUCAUCAUUGAACACAAAGGAGAUAACUUCAUCAUGCAUAGCAACACGAACGUGAUCGAGUCUCAUUUCCCCAUGACCCCAGAAUGGGAUGUGUCUGGGGAAUUGGCCAAAAGGAGAACUGAGAUGCCUUUUCCUGAACCUUCCAGGGGAAGCUCCCACUCAAAAGUGCACCGAAGUCACAGCCAUACCCAGGACCGAAGGUCCAGGAAUGAGAGAUCCAGCAAAGCCAAGGAGAGAUCCAGAUCGAUGGAUAACUCAAAGGGCCCUCUGGGUGCUUCUUCUCUAGGGACACCCGAAGACCUGGCUGAAGGCUGUAGCCAAGAUGACCAAACCCCCAGCCAGUCCUACAUUGAUGAUAGUACUUUAAGGCCUGCACAAACAAUUGGUCAUCAAAGGGCUCACGUUUCAUCCACGAGCUAUAAAGAGGUGUGUAUUCCAGAAAUAGUCGGUGGCAGCAAGGAGCCUUCCAGUGCUUGUAGCCUUCUGGAGCCGGGCAAACCCCCUGAGAGUUUGCCAUCCUGUCCCACAAAAACAGCUACAGAUGACUAUUUCCAGUGCAACACCUCCAGUGAGACAGUCCUCACGGUGCCAUCACCUCUGGGAAAGAACAAAGAGGAUCAUGACACUCUAACUCUGGCGGAAGGGGUGAAAAAGCUGCCUCUGCCUGACAGGCAGGCCCCACAUUCUUCUAGAGAGCCUGUAGGGCACAAGGAGGAGUCACCAAAAGGGCCAGGUGGGGGUCCAGCCGCUUCGGGCACAGGGGCAGAAGGGAUGGCCAAUGGACGCCUCGUCCAGCACCACAGCGCUGAGCCCAGCAGCCUGGACAAGAGGAAAGAGAUAUUCAGCAAAGACACAUUGUUCAAACCUCUUCACAGCACCUUGUCUGUCAACAGCUAUCACAAAUCGAGCCUGUCCCUCCUCAAAUCUCUUCCGAAGACCCCUGCCGACACACUGCCAGGCCGAUGCGAGAAACUGGAGCCGUCGCUGGGAACCUCAGUGGCACCAGCGAUGCCCGGUUCCCAGCGUCAGCAGGAGUCAGGGGGGAACCAGGAAGCCUCUUUUGACUAUUACAACGUCUCCGACGAUGAUGACUCUGAGGAAGGGGCCAACAAAAACACGGAAGAGGAAAAAAACAGAGAUGAUGUAGGCACCAUGCAGUGGCUCCUUGAGAGGGAGAAGGAAAGAGACUUGCAGAGGAAGUUUGAGAAGAACCUCACCCUCCUGGCCCCAAAAGAAACCGACAGCAGCAGCAACCAGAGAGCCACCCAUUCGGCACGCCUCGACAGCAUGGACAGCAGCAGCAUCACUGUGGACAGUGGAUUCAACUCCCCACGCACUCGGGAGAGCCUGGCUUCCAACACGUCCAGCAUUGUUGAAAGUAACCGGCGUCAGAACGCUACCUUGAGCCCAGUCCACGGCGGAGCUGGCCCGGCCUUCAACUUCCGAGCGAGCACGGACCCCGCGACCAACGAAGCAGAGAAAUUACAGAAACCUUCCAACUGCUUGCAAGCUUCUGUUACUAGUGUGUGACAGUCGUACUGUCUCCGAUCUCCUGUCUCAUUCGAUACAGCCAAGUUUACGACACUGGGACUGAUGUUUACAUCUGGGGAAAGACAAGCAUCUCGACCACAGUUUUUGUGUUUACUUAAACUGUGCUGCUAAGUAGGCUAGGGCAAAAAAAAAACAAAAAACAAAAAAACAAACAAAAAUCUUUAUUUCAGAGUAUUGCUUUUCACAUUUAUGGCUCUGUAGCAACCGAAUAGCAGUAGGGGUGAUAUGUAUACGUUUGUUUCACUACUUGUAACUGAGCACACAUAGGAAAGUCUAGACACUGUAAGUGUGGUAUGCAUUACAAUGUCAUGAAGUUGCCAAUUCCAUUUUUAAAUGCCACAGAUGCGUGUUGCUCCCAGUCUGUGGCCGGAGGGUGCCACGGAACUGAUCCUUGACACUUCCCAAACACAAACAAACAAAAAAGGACAAAAAAAGCGUAAGCCACCACAACAUGUCCAAGGCCAGGGUCCAGCUUGAGGAAGAUCAAUGUCAAACUGACCGGAAGGGACCCCAGCCCUUUGUGUGUGAAUUGUUUAUGCACCCGUCAUUUUUCACUGUGAGUUUUCAUGACACAGUUUUUUGCAGGAGCCCGUGGAAGUGUGUCAGAAGGGGUCGUGAUCGAAAUUCUGGGAGUGUUUGUUUUUUUUUUUUUCAGGAUUUUGUUUUUAAGUGAAACAGAUGCUUGUCUGAUUUUUAACCUUCCAUAAUCACGAACAGGAAUAUAGGCCUUUGAUUCUGAAGUGGGUGAAGGAAGGGGGUCCCCAGCCUGGCUGGGGCACGGCACUGAGGCACAGAAGCAGGGAGAUGUGGGCUCUCUAAUGCUGUCAGUCAAAUAUUUAAGGAAGACAAUUUCCUCCUUGUGAUCCUUAUGAUGAUCCUAUCUUACUAUAAUAGAUACAAUGAUUAGUUUGUUUAAAAGCAAAAUGUUCUUUGUGAUACAAAUGAAGAGUAUGGCCUGGGGAUGUUAUUCUUUCUAAUGGAAGGACAUUAAUCUAUUUUAUGUAGUUUUAAAUAGAAUGCCUAAAUUAGGCUAUGGGAGAUCAUUUUUAGUGGUUAUAGGAAAGAGCAAAGUUAGGGAGAGUUGAACUUCAGGCCUUUUAUUCCUGGAAAGAUAUCUAUAGAGAAAACUUUAAAAUAAUUUUUGAUUAGAAAUUUACAUGUGCCCAUGUAAUUACCAACAGAAUGUGCUCAUUCUGCAAGUAUGGUAUAAUCUGAACUUGUACUCCCCUAAAAUUUAUCAGAGUAACAAUUAUGCAUACAUGAACUAUGCCAGAGUAAUGUUUACAGAUACUUUGUAACCAAUUUCAGGAGGCAUUUUUUAGGUGGAUGUAUAGUUCCUAGCCCAACUUAUUUCAAAAUGGUUUGUUAACACGUUGCUUUGGUUUACAAUGUCUUGUUGAAUACAAAGAAGACUCAGCAGCAUAGGGAUUACCAAUAACCUUGAGCUUCAACUUUACAGAAAAGAGACAUUCAAAACUCCCCAUUUUAUUCUAUGAGAACAAUGGACUCAAUGUGUCGAUAAUGACAAAUUAUUUGCAGAAGGGUUGCAUAUGACACAAGUAAAUGGUCUGACCAAAAGUUUAGUUCAGUAGCAUGUGCUGUUUGGAGCCAUAUAAUGAAAUAUAUAUCCAAAAAUAAAUCUAAAUUCUUUCCACCUCAGACUACGGUAAUUGGCAAAAAAUGUGUGCAACAUUUCUGCUUCAGUACAGGUUUAAUCACUAGGGAUCUGUUUAAAGAAUGCACUCCGGCACAUAAUUGGACCUAUUCUUGAAGCAUGUGGAUAGUCUCUCAUGCUUUUUCAGAUAUUUGGAAGUCGCAUUAGGUCAAACUGGACUCCUCAAGUUUAGUCUAGAUUCCUUUUUUUGUGCUUAGAAUGAAACGUAAGCACAUUUCUUGGUAAACCCCCAUCCCACUAAAAUGCUUUAAGUCAGUUGGCUUUCACUCUCAUGCCUUAUUUCCUCCAAGGCAUGUCCCGAUUGCCCAGAAAUGCACUAUUUGUCUCAUUGCUUAAAUAUGUCCAGGAGGAAUGAUAAUGUAACUAAUAGACUACACACACAGUCUGUUUCCCUGGGGAGUUAUAUACCAUACGGUUACCAAAUUCUCCUGUCUAAAUUCCUUUUUUUCCAAAAAACCUGCUCUCGAGUGUCAAAUCAUACCAUCAGUUCAUAAAUAACAUAACCAUUGAAACAAUACAUCAGCCUCUCGUUGAUCCUCUGAAAGUAGCCAUUAUAGUAAUCAAACGCAGCGUGGACCGGAAAGGAAAGCAUUACCUUUAAGAGAAGCUUUAAAAUAGGAAUUUAUCAGUAUUCCACAAGAAAUAGGUUUACAGAAGACAUGAUGCAAAUAAAACGUGUAUACCAUUCGCCCGAUGCUAUGGGGUACGUGAUUUCAAAAACAACGAUGAUGACUCCCUUAGACCUGGAGCCAUUAGCGUAGAAAAGAUGGGCUUUAAAGAUGUUACGAUGUAAGCAGACGUUCCGUGUGGAAGUGUCCCCGUCUGCAUUUAAUGAGGAGUUCUGGAUGGGGGAGGCGUGGCGGCAGGAAGCGUUGUUACAGAUGUGACCCGAGACGGUCCUCCGGACGGCGGGCGAGCUUCUCAGUGGCCAAACCCUCAGCCCACGCCAAGCUUUGCCAACAUCCUUGUCCUCCCCUGAACUGAUAGAGCUUUGUGUGACAUGGCUGCUGAUCUAGUCUUCACUUAGAGUUUAUCAGCUGAAAGGUUUACAGAACUGAGUCUGCUUGAAUCUCUGUGUAGCGUUCAACUCUAAAGGGUCAACCCGUCUGUCGGCAUUUUGCACACUUAUGUAUUAUUAUGAUGCAGCAUAUUACUUUAUGGCAAUUUUUAUUUUUUACAUAUAACUACCUCCAUAAAUUUGAUGAAACGGCAGCAGUGUGUUUAAAGUGUAUUGUUCAGAAAAGCAAAGUUGAAAACCUCCGUAGACAUGAGGCCAUGGCGUUCCGUGUGUGUGUCAGUGACUGCCCCUGUAGACUCGUGACUUCUUCAUGGCUGUGGUUUGGUUUUACGGCAUUAUUGCGCUUUCAGAUGUAAACCUGUCUCUCCUCUCUUUCCCACGAAAGCACACUUGAUUUUGUUACCAACGAAAGGAAGUUGGAAUCUCUGGUCUUUUCCCACCGCCCCACCCCCACCCCACUCCUGCUAAGAGUUCUCCCCCGGGGGGAAGAGCCGAGCCGAUCGGUAAACAUAAUUUAGCAAGCUCUUUCGUCCUGUCAGAAUCGGAUGUGGAAAUUCUAGGUUUUCAGUAACUGAAGACACACAACAAAUUUGGACUGUGCUGGCUUUGAAGUACUUUGGGCCUCUCUGCCUUCACUCACAUGCUAGCAUCCCGAGCCCAAAUGUCAUCUUAAUUAAAAGAGCUGUGUUCCGUUAAAUACUUUGUAUUCCAUUUUAUAUAUUUUGCACAUCUCAGGGUACCUCAAUGAGCAUAUGAAAAGGGGGGGUGCCAUCGAAUAGAGAAGACAGCUAGAGGAGCUGAAUGGGGACCAAACAAGAUAAAAAUACCAAAUUACUGCUUCUCUGAUGUUGUGAAGUCCAAGUUCAGGAGGCAUAAAUUCAAGGUUAAUCUGGACUAACAAUGAUCUGAACACCAGCUGUUCCCAAGUCUCCCUUUCUCAGAGCCCAACCAGCGGUUCAAGGAUGUAAAUUCAAAUUCUAUCGCAACCGCCAGGGGGAGGAAAAACCUGUUGGAUGAAAAGGAAAGCAUUGUGUGUUUUUUGGUUUGGUUUGGUUUGGUUUGGUUUUAGGUUGGCACAGCUUUGUAAAAUCCUACCCAGAAUAAACCACUUAUUGCCACCAAGUGUACUUGAAAAUAAAGUUUUUAACCUAAAUUAUAGGCGUAUAGCUCACAAUAGUGAACCUAUUUUGAAAAGUCUCGCCAUUUAUAACAUGGGCAGUAUUUUGAGCUUGAUGAAAAGCCAACAACAAGCGAUCAUGACUUCGCCAGUUCAUUUUGGGAUCUCAAAGUGCUUCCAAAGCAUUCAGAUUGACAGACAGUUAACUAAGCAGGUCCUAUUUGUAAUACCCAUACUUGAAAUGGAGAGAGAGAAGGAGGGACCUCAGAUUACCCAGAAAUUUCCGUGGCAGCUACCAGUGAUCUGUUUUCUAUCUGUUUGAUAGACCCUCAUGAGAAAUCACUAAAUACAAUGCUAUUUUUCUGAUGUGUGCUAAUAAAGUCAAAGAAAACAAAUAACAACUGUACACUCUUGUCCAUUUUCAUUCCAACAGUUCAGGGUGUUUGGAAUUUUGCAAAACCCACCCAAAUGCUGUUGCGGUCAGAGGCAGGUCCUAGACGUACACCCUUGUUUACAGUUUCCUAUUGGGCUUUGGUAAUUCCUGUGCGAAAUACCAUCCUUCAGGAACAUGACUGCUCUGGGCAGUGGAAAGGUGCUGAAACAGGAACUGUAAUUUAAAAAGUUUAUCAAGUACUCUUGACUGUGCUACUUGAGCACACUACAGUAUAUUGAGUCCUACCCGGAAGAAUCUGGAUUUCCAAGGGAGCCGACCUAGUUCUCAGUGUUUCCUCAAAGUCGGGGAUACCAGAUCCUUGCCGAGGACCUUCUCCAUUGCCACGGGCCAGUCACAGAACCAGCUAACAGCACGCUGUCCCUCAGACAACAGAGUCCCAAGCAGAAGUGAUCCUGUCCUCUGGUUCCCCCACCUCCCAUCCCCCGCCUACCCAACCCCCUACCCCAGCCACCGCCCUGCCCAUUCUCUUCUGUUAGCAAGCCAGGUGUCUGCACGUGUUUAGGACUUGGGGAAGCUAGAACACAGGAAGAACGAAUCCAAAAGCAUGGAAAACCUUGUUUUGCCUGGGGUUAGUAAAAUACAGGCAGGAAGGAGAUUACCAUCGGUCUGAUCUUUGCCAAGUUAGAUUAAAGAAUCAGCCGUCGCUCUGUCAUUCUCUCAGAAGGUUUUACAGAAUGAAGGAUACAUCCAGUUUUUUCCCAUAGAUUUUUAUUUGGAGACAUUUCAUAAAUUAUAUAUGCGAAAAAACUUCAUGAUGUAAUUUCCUGGAGUGUUUGAAAUAGGCUUGGCAUCUCCCCGAUUGAGUUCACCUCUGCAUCUUUUGCAGCAGCAGCCCAGAGAGAGAUUCCCAGUUAUCGACCCUCUAACACAUAAUCCUGUGCUUUCACAGUUGUUCCGUGACUUACAGUUGCUGAUUGGCAGGGUUGAGAAUUCUAUAAGGCUCAAGGGGGACUAAACCUUGUGAUUGUAUAUUAUCAGUUCUAGGGCUUCAACUGCUCAUUUUUGGCUUCCAGUGAGAACACACACACACCCUGCCAAGGAGGGAAGGGGAGCUCCACAAGUGAGGCAGCAAAUGUAAGGCUAGAUGGUUGGCUGGUCCAUGCACAGCUGCCUACCCCCCUGACUAAAGGCUGACCUUGGCAUCCCAGUUCCUUUGCUCCCACCCAGAAGAGGUACCAAAUCUGAGAUCUGAGAGCUCCUUUAGUAUCAGUCCUCUGCAGUUACGGGAAAUUCACGAAGUAUACACUCAGCAGCUCCUUGCCCACCUGUCUUCCCAGGUCCUUACUCCCUGCCUCUGUCCCACUCCCCCACCUAGACACUGAUCCACCACCACGGUUUCCACCGUGGAAGGGCAAAACAGUGUGUGGUAUCAUGCACACGUGAUGGGUGAGGACUAGAGCUGCCCUCCGGUCACCUUCAUGUAAGUAUUGACAGCUACAAGUUAAGGUCCUUAGAGUAGUUGACAUAGACACUACUUUCUAGGAGAGAAUUACAUUUCAACCGUUAAGUUUAAAGGGAUCAUAAUUCUGCAGGUAUCUUUCUCCGAGUGACUGAAUGUGACUAUUGCAUUGGGGUAAAUUAAUUAAGACGUGCAAGUGGGAUUUACUGUAUGUUAGAAAGGAGUUUUGCAGCCAAGACUGCCUUGAAUAAAAUGUGUUUGCACUGAAAAAAAAAAACAAAACAAAACUUUAAAUUACUUGGUCUCUGGUUGCUGUAAAGGUCAUCCAAGAUGGAUGUUCUGUUUAUAUUGUAUAGUAUUUCAUAUGAAAUAAUUACAGUUCAUGAAAUGUCUUCCCUAAUGUUACUGAUUUACGACAGCACAUUUGUAACAUGGUUUUUAUCGUGUCGGUGUGCCAUAUUGUAAAUGAUGAUGGCUUGUCAUGCUUAGUAUAAUAACUUAAGAGGAAAAAAAGCACAGGGAUUUUUGUAAGUCUAUAUUUGAAAGUCCCUCCAUAUGGUAAUAUUGUGUUCAUGUUGUUUAUGUAGUGUUGUGUGAAAUAUCCAUUUUGGAUUGUGUUACUUUUUAAGAUAUUAAAUAACAUUUGGUUAUA
This is a messenger RNA of Mustela lutreola (European mink), 10648 nucleotides long. RefSeq names its product storkhead box 2 (gene STOX2). Lineage: Eukaryota; Metazoa; Chordata; Mammalia; Carnivora; Mustelidae. Bases 1550 to 4312 code for a protein of 920 amino acids. Gene Ontology annotation, molecular function: DNA-binding transcription activator activity, RNA polymerase II-specific; RNA polymerase II transcription regulatory region sequence-specific DNA binding. Gene Ontology annotation, biological process: positive regulation of transcription by RNA polymerase II. The transcript is spliced from 4 exons. The record is from RefSeq and is a predicted model, not a curated record. Gene Ontology annotation, cellular component: cytoplasm; nucleus.